UAGGAAGUGCAAAUGUCAGAAGCGGCUAGUUCAACGCUGAACAAGCUCGACAAAACAUCCAACUUGGAGACGACUGUCAGGGGAUUAAAACGUUAAAUUCCCGAUGUUACAGACCAUAUAAUUGGUUGUUUAGACCCUUCGUCUGAGUUCUCGACCGUAUUGUGAAUCUUGUUUUUUCAACUUUCCCCCCCAAAACCGCCUGCUGUUAAAGCGGCUGCUAGCUUGAAGUUUGCUGCAGUUUGUCUUUGUCUCGGAAUCACAGUCAGUUCAUGUUAUGGGAGAAAAGGAAAUAAGUCUCAUUGACAAGAAUAUUUCAAGUUUACUUACGGUUCCCUUGCAUCCCUCUGCAACGUCCCUCAUCCUGCACUGCAACAAGAUCCCGAGGAUCGAGGGCCUGACCUCGGCAUGGCACCUGAGACACUUGGACCUUUCCUCCAACUGCAUCUCCAAGAUGGAGGGUCUCAGCGCUCUCACAUCCCUGCGGACUUUGAAUUUAUCCUGCAACACAAUAAGCAGGGCCGAGGGACUGGACGGACUUGUCAGUUUAACCCGCUUGGAUUUAUCCUUCAAUCAGAUUAAUGACCUUGCCGGUUUGUUGCAUCUUCACGGCCCGGGAAGCAAGCUGAAGUACCUCAGUCUCCACAGCAACCACCUGGGCAGCAUCGACCACCUCCUGCAGUGCCUGCUGGGAUUGCAAGGUCUAAGAGAGCUCCUUUUGAGCCGAGACGGCAAAGAUAACCCGCUGUGUCGGUCAGCAGGAUAUCGGGAGAUGAUCAUGCAGUCGCUGCCUCAAGUGUUGGCUCUGGAUGGCCUGGACUGGCAGGGGAAUCUAUGCCCCUCACAGGCUGACAGUCUGUGUGACAUUCCCGGGCUGGAGAACUACAUGGACCUCCUCUUCUCGUCAGAUGCGGAUGCUCCUCUGGCCACACCGGGCAUCAGUGCAGCUCUGGAGGUUCCAGCGGCUCCGCUCCAUAGGCAGCUCGGCCAGCACGUCCGCAUCGUCGCUAAUGAUGGAGCACUUAACGAAGAACGGGUGAAGAAACUGGAGCAGCAGGUGUCCCGCCUCAUUCUGCAGGCUUCUACAAGGCACAAGUCAGAUCUCCCAAGCAAAAAACUACGGAAAGCCGGGAAGGACGCGGACCACACGUCGGAGAGCGAUUGCGACAGUGCCAAGGAAAACUGCGGUCGCCGCACUGGGAUCCCCAAAUAUCGUAAAAGCGCAACGACAAGGAGAUCAGACAGCGAUCAGGAGAAUCUCAAGCAGAAGAGUUCAAAGUCCGCUGUCGGGCCCAGAAGGUCCCUUUCCACGAGCAAAGCGGGCACGGUGGCGACAAGGAGGGUGCCGCCAAGAGCUUCAAGCGACGUGAAAUCCAAGUUCAGUGAGGAGGAAACCUACAGGGCUAUAGUGGAGGAGCGCGACCAGGAGAGGGAGAGGCGCUGGAAGGCAGAGCAGGCUGUCGUCAAGCUCACAGAGGAACUGAAGUGCCUGAAGACCAAAGCCGGUGAAGAGAAAGACCUGCAGAGUUUGGCCAUGCACACCACAGACAGGCUGAAAGACUUGUUGCUGAAGGAGCGAUCGGGACGCUGUGAGCUCCAGACACGUGUGGAGGAGCUGCAGGGCAGGUGCGGGUCUCUGACGCAGCAGCUGCAACAGGCCCGCGGCGGCGAGGAGCAGCAAAAGAAUUCACUGCGCAGACUGGAGGAGAAGAUCUCCCAGGGAGAGGCAUGGCGAGCUCAAGAGAUGAAGCGCCACCAGGAGCUGGAGAACAAGGUGGCGGCCCUGAAGCAGGAGUUAAACAUCCAGAGAGCCAAUGUGUGCCAGCACAGGGAAAAAGUGCAGCAGCUGCAGGAACUGCUGGCAAACAGAGAACAAGAGCACAGGAAGCAGCUGGAGAUGCGGCUCCAGCCGGGCGGGGCCGACUUCCUCGCAGCGGUGGCGAAAGAAGUGGCGUCCCAGAUCCAAACGCACAAUCAGAGGGAGUCGCAGCUGAAGGAGACGCUGGAGGAAGGCAAGCUCGCGUACGCAGCCCUGGAGAAUGAAUUCCGCAUGGCGCUGACCAUCGAGGCUGCGCGCUUCACUGAGGUGAAGAAGGCGUGUGAUCAAACGAGCGCAGAGCUCUCGGAGCUCAGAGUGACGCUGGCUGACUCGCAGCUGAAGGAGAAGAAAUCUGCCUCCCUGGUGCAGGAUCUCACAGCCAUGGUCAAAGAGCAGAAGAGCCGCAUUUCAGAGCUCGUCAAAACCAAGAGGGACACCGUAACGGAGCUGAAGAGGCACGCUCACGCUCUGGAAGCUGAGCUGGAUCAGGACCGCCACCUGGGCCUUCAGGUGGAGAUGCUGAAGAAAGAGAAGGCUCGGCUGUCGUCUCAGCUCACGGCACAGGAGUCUGUCAUGGAAGGCCUCAGGGCAGAGAGAAAGCUUUGGGGGCAAGAGCUCGCUCAGCAAGGAGCAUCCCUAGCUCAGGACCGUGGACGCCUAGAGGCCAGGGUAGAGGCGCUGGGCGCCGAGCUGGAGGCGCAGAAGAAGCAGACUGAGAGGGACAGUGACGCCCUCAGAAUCAAAGGCAAAAUCAUGGAGGAUCAAACGGAAACCAUCCGCAAGCUCAAAGAGACCCUGCAGGAGCGUGAGGAGCUGAUCCGAAAUCUGCGCGAGGAGGAAGCCCAGGCCAAGAAGACAUUGCAGCUGCAGCUCCAAGAGGAAGCGUCUCGGUUUUCGGAUAUGAGAGAACGCGUGGAGCACCUCAGCCUACGCAAGGAGGAGCUGAUGCAGCAGUUGGACGACAAGGAGGUAGAGAUGGAGGAGGUGCAACGAGUUCACAGCGAGGCCAGUCAAAAGUGGCAGGAGAAGGCUGACCUCCUGACUCAGCUGGAGAGCCAAGUGAAGCGCAUGAAGGACAACUUUGACGUCAAGGAGCGCUCGCUCCUGGAAGAGAGAGACAAAGUGACGGAAGCGCACAGAGCCGCGACGGAGAAGCUACGCUGCAUGGACGACGCCUUUCACCUGCAGCUGGAGUCUCUGCAGGCCGCCCAUCAAGCCGAGCUGCUUCAGCUGGCCAAUGACAAGCACAGCCGGGUAGAAGCAGCCAAUCAGAAGGUGUUUGAAGUGGAGGAGGAGAUGCGUCAACUGCUGCUGGAGACGGAAACCAACAAGAGAAUCACAGAGGAGAAAAUGAAACGUCUUACUAGCGCACUCAAAGACUUCAGCUCAUGAAUUCAAUUUCACACAUGGCCAUAUUUGGAGUAAAUGUUUCCGGUGUAGCUGAAAUUUUAAAAUGUAUAUUUUUUCAAUAAGGCAGUUCAUAAAGUAAAUUAUAUUGCAUUAAUUAUCAUUUUGAAUGUUCAUCAAUUCAUUUUCUACCGCUUUUCCUCACAAGGGUCACGGGGGGUGCUGGAGCCUAUCCCAGCUGUCUUUGGA
Messenger RNA from Doryrhamphus excisus (bluestripe pipefish), 3412 nucleotides. RefSeq names its product leucine rich repeat and coiled-coil centrosomal protein 1 (gene lrrcc1). Gene Ontology annotation, cellular component: cytoplasm. Gene Ontology annotation, molecular function: protein binding. The record is from RefSeq and is a predicted model, not a curated record. NCBI's taxonomy places the organism in Eukaryota, Metazoa, Chordata, Actinopteri, Syngnathiformes, Syngnathidae.